CUUCCUUAUUGGUGGGUCUUGUGAGAGGAGGCAGCAUGAGCCUUCCUGUUUUCAUUCAGAGCAGCAACACCAUUUGUUAGUUCUCCUGAGAGCUGAGCGUAAGCUGGGAGGGAAAGCACCCAUCAACAUACAGUUGCCUUUAAUCAUCAAAGGUCAAUCCUCAACUGAUUUCCCCAGAAGCCUCUUUUUCCACCAUGAAUGUGUCCCAGACAAUGGAGACAGAGGAGGAUCUCCUGACUUGUCUCCACAUAAAGUUGUACCACCCACAGCAGAGUUGCAGGGGCCUUUAUGGGGCACUGCCUCUGGGGAAGAGGAGCAGACACUCGGCGGAUGACCCUCUCAGGCUGGGCCGGGACGCCCAGGCCUGCACCUAUGCCCUGGUCGACCCUCGGGUGUCCCGGAAACAGCUGGCCCUCUACGCCUACCGCACACCCCAGAGCCCGGACAUGCUGUUCACCAUCCAGAACCUGAGCCAGAAGGGGUGGCUGUCAGUGAACAGCUCUAGUCUGGGCCACCUGGAGAGGGCGGAUCUCCCCGACAAGGCCCUGAUCCGCUUCGGAGAGUAUGAAGUCGAGAUCAUCCGUGAGUCCGGCGAGGCCAAGGGCAGCUUUGAGGUGGAGUUUGAGGUGCUGGCCGUGCCCCCAUCCAGGGAGACGUGCAUGUGUGCACCUAGUAUGACACCUGUCAUGGACACAGGCUCAUGUGUGACGAAUGGUUUCACUGCUGAGCUCACAGCACUGGGCCCCCUGGAGACUGAUGAGACUCUCAUGUAUAAUUCAUGAGAUAUUGUAACCUGCUUUUACUUUAUUGACUUACAUUUGAAAGCAAUGCAGAUUGCUGUGUAGUUGUGUAGUUGUGACAUUAGAAAAUGUGCAUGCUUGUAUGUAACUCCUGUUUAUGUGAAACUGUAUGACUUUGCACCCUUUACUCCAUGUCUACAUAUUAACAAUUAAGCUGUGACUUUAAUAACCCCUACUUUUUUAAAAGUAAAUGCAUAGAAGCCUUUUUUCCUACAUUUUCAACUUGAGCACAGUACAUUUGUUUUUCAGUAAUAUACUUUCUGUGUAUGUUGUUUUUAAAUAUUGAAAAGCAGCCACAGGUUUGAAAUUUCAGGGAAAGUCCCAGUCUCACAAUCACGAGGCAUUUGAGGAUUUUCCAUCGAUCCAAAAUACCAAAGGGCCUGAUAAACUGGUUUUUUCAAGAUAUGCUUGAGAUCAAGUAAGUCAAUCUUACCCUGAGCUCGGGUUGCAGUGCAAAUCUGCUCUUCUACUUUGAGAAGAAAAUUCUAGCACUGCACUUUUCUUUAAUGAGUUUCACUGAGUGGAAGACGUUUUCAAGUAUUUGUUCAUGUACUACAAUAUAAAAUGAGUAAAAUAACUUAAAUUUCUGAUCAAUA
Messenger RNA from Hippoglossus stenolepis (Pacific halibut), 1396 nucleotides. RefSeq names its product TRAF interacting protein with forkhead associated domain (gene tifa). The record is from RefSeq and is a predicted model, not a curated record. Gene Ontology annotation, biological process: canonical NF-kappaB signal transduction. The transcript is spliced from 2 exons. Lineage: Eukaryota; Metazoa; Chordata; Actinopteri; Pleuronectiformes; Pleuronectidae. Gene Ontology annotation, molecular function: protein binding. The coding region runs from base 195 to 782 and encodes 195 amino acids.